Xyrauchen texanus (razorback sucker) is the source of this 2562-nucleotide messenger RNA. Its product is annotated as zinc finger protein 502-like. Gene Ontology annotation, cellular component: nucleus. Bases 171 to 2549 code for a protein of 792 amino acids. The transcript is spliced from 7 exons. NCBI's taxonomy places the organism in Eukaryota, Metazoa, Chordata, Actinopteri, Cypriniformes, Catostomidae. The record is from RefSeq and is a predicted model, not a curated record. Gene Ontology annotation, molecular function: DNA-binding transcription factor activity, RNA polymerase II-specific; RNA polymerase II transcription regulatory region sequence-specific DNA binding. Gene Ontology annotation, biological process: regulation of transcription by RNA polymerase II.
UUACAACCUCCUUCCUGCACGCGAUUCCGGUUGAAUGUUGUUGUACGUUGCUCCGGUCAACUUUAUGGCAACCGUUCGCCAGCGAGUUCAUCAUUAAUGAUUAAUUCAGUGAUAUGAGUCGUCCAGAGUUACACUUAAACACAUAUAGAGACGGACUUUAACUGUAAUUAAUGGAACUCUUUAACUUAGAGAGUCGCGAGGCUGCAAUCCCUGCUCUCCCUCUCUCUGCCCUGCGUCUGGUUGUGCCACCUCUCCGGCUGAUGUCAGCAUUUUUAUGGCAGAUGAUUCAGCGUCGUAAUGUGACACAAUAUGGGAAGCUGGAGCAGUUUAUAAUGCUGGUUACAGAGACUAUUCCAGACAUCAUGAGUCGAAGUCUGGUUAAUAAACUGAUCUUUCACCUGCGAAAAAAGGUGAUCUUGGAGCUCUGUCUGAAAAAUAAACCACCUGACCUGUGGGUCAUACAAGCACAUCUGGAUUCACUUCGAAAUCUCACACAUAAAUGUAAAGAUGUGGAAAGUGAGAUAGUCAAUAACAAAUUUAUUAGAAUGGUGCAUGGUAUCCUAGAGGACACAGAAAAGAAAGAGAAUUUCAUCCAGAAUAUCUUUCCUGUAGAAUAUGGUUCAGGAUAUGAUGCAGUGUUACAAAGCCUUGCAUGGGAGUUCCUGUCUCAAGUGGAAGAUCUGCUACCUGUUCCCAACCUUAAAGAGACAGCUUCAAGACUGUGUGGUGGUCUCUCUAUGAUGGAGGAGAUUGUGCAGCCGCUUUCAGAUCCAGUUGAGAUCAAGGAUGUGCUUGAACACUUCAAAAUCAGACAACUCCUUGCCAGAAAUAUUGAGCCCGCUCAAAGAGUUAUCAGUGAAAUGUCCAUUCCUACUACCCCUGAAGUGGUUUGUUUGCCUCAUCCAGUUGCACAAGAGACAAUCUCACCUGCCAUUUGCACUGAUCACGAGGAAAGCUUGCCACCCACUUCCAUUGUGCAAGAGACUAUUAUCGUUGAAUCAAGUGGCACAGAGAAUGAAUCAGAAACUGAACAAGCUGCCAUUACCAUAAUGAGCCCUGCUCACAGUUAUUCUGAAGAGGCUGAAGCUGUAGUGGACAGUGAGGAGUUUACAGCAGUAGCCAGCACUGAGGAAGCAGAGGUAGUACUGGAACAAGAAGAGACCAUUUGUGAAGAGAAAGAUUCAGAGAUCUGUGAAGUCCAGCAAAUCUACCUCACCGCAGAUGGUUCUGCAGUGGUUGUGUCAGAAUUUGAAAAUGAGGUAGAGCCAACUCAGCUGCAGUUCCUAGAUCAAUCAGAUAUGAUGGAAGCAUCUAGUGUGAGGCAAGUCACCUUAGAGCAGUGGAUCUCAGAAUUAGCUGGAAAGGGCAUCUCUCUACCAGUCUUGCCUCCGAAUCCUGUUGAGGUGGUGAGGGAGGAAAUGAUCUAUGUUCCUGUCAUAGAAAGACCACCGUCUGUGAAGUCCAUCAUCCACAGAAAGAGCAGCACACAACAAGUCGCUGUUUCCAAAAAGACAGCAGCCGGAGCUUCUGAAUCCGAAAUUACUCGAGAGGAGAAACGACACGCAUGUCCUGAAUGUCACAAAGAGUUCCGUUUCAAGUGCCUGCUGCGCAAUCACAUGCGCACUCACACGGGCGAGCGUCCGUUCCCGUGUUCAGACUGCGGCAAAAGCUUCCGGUGUCUCAGUUUCUUGACCAAUCACAUCAAAACGCACUCGCUUGCCAGACCGUUCAAGUGCACGCAGUGCGUCAAGACCUUCCGCAAAAAAGCCGACCUCAUCAAGCAUAUUCGUGUGCACACAGGCAUAAAAACGUACAACUGCACCAUCUGUGGCAAAAGCUUCUCCCAGGGCUCAUAUUUAAAGAUUCAUCGCGAAUGCCACACCUCGGAGAACCUCCACCAGUGCCCUCACUGCGACAAGAGGUUUCCGACGCCAUUCAAGUUGUCCAUCCACGUCCGACACCAUUCCAUGGAGCGCUCAUACCAGUGUAAUCUGUGCGGGAAAAGUUUCAUAUACGCCAGCCUUCUCAGAAGACACAAAGGUUAUCACGCAGGUGAGCGCCAGUACCUGUGUUCCCUCUGCGGCAAGUCUUUUGUCUACAUGUUCGACUUAAAGAAGCACCAACGCAACCAUGAAAGACCCCGAAUCAAGGUCACAUGCAGUCUUUGUGACAAGACCUUUGCAGGACCAGAGAUGCUGAGGUGCCAUUUGCGCAUACAUACUGGAGAGCGCCCAUUCCACUGCAAGAUAUGUGGAAAAGCCUUUUCUCAGAUCGGUAACAUGAAGAGACAUGAGCGCGUGCACACAGGCGAGCGCCCCUUCACCUGCGAGAGAUGCGGAAAGACCUACAAGCAUUCUUCUCACCUGAAGAACCACAUGCUCAGCCACACAGGUGAACGGCCGUGGCAGUGCUCUCAUUGUGGGAGGAGUUUCAAGUUUGCUGGGCCUCUAAAGAAGCACGAGAGAAUUCAUCUGGGUGAGUGUGCAGACCGCAGAAAGAGCUUUGACGAAACCCGUGAACGCAAGAAACUCAAACCCAAAAGCCCUUGACUGAAUGUGGGAA